AAAUUUCAAAUCAUUCUUGUUCUCCCUCACAAUAAAUUCUUUCUCUCCCUUCUGAAAACUUUUUCUUAAAAAAGCCUCAAACACACACAAAAACACUAUUUCUCGUGAACCAUAACAGCUAGACAUGGCUUCAUCACAGUGGACAAUUCCAAAACUUGUGACUUGGAGAGUCAAAGAUUGGGCUUCCUGUUUCUUGGCUUGCAAGAUUCCUCUUGAUGUAGAUGAAGAUGGAGUUAAUAGUAACGGAAACACUACGAGCAACAACAGUAAUCUAACGUUCAAGAGGAUAAAGAGGAAGAUGAAGAGUACUAAGAAGAAGAGAUCAGAGAGGAAACUCAGUCUAAGCCCACCGGGGACACGUCAUCAUCAUCUUCAUCUAAGAAGCAGCAGCGUUUCUCCUACGACGUCGGCGUCUCAGCACCGGCGGUUGAGCUGGCCGCAGCAACCAGUUUCUGACGAAUCUGGAUUCAUUGUGUUCUGCUUCGACCGUGAAGAUGGAGGUUUCGAUGUGGUUAAAGAGGGUAAACAAGAGAAGAAAGAGAACGAAUCGUCUCCGGGAAAGUCACCGAGGACGGUGAAUCGUAAGCUAAUUUAUAAAGAUCAAGGAGUAGGAGGAACAGAGAAGAAUAAUAACUCUCCGGAGAUUAAAGGAACAGAACAAGAGCAGAGCGAUAACGCUUCAAGUCAAGAAACUGAAGAUGUAUCUUGUGAUGUUACAGAUGUAAUGUUUUUCUUAAGAUGUAAUUUCAACUUCAUAGUACAUGAGAAUUUACCAUUUUUGUGUAUAUAUUUGUUUUGUUUUGUGCUGCUGUUUCAGAAAACUAAAGAAGAAGAAGAAGAGGAGAUUGAUGCAUCUGAUAAAUCGAGCGGGUCUAAUAACUCAGACGAAGGAAGGGGUUCUUUUGCGUUUCCCAUAUUAGGCGUAGAGUGGAUGGGAAGCCCUGUUAAGAUGCCUGAAUCAGAUGACUUGUCUCCCAAGAAACAAAAGCCAGUUGCUUUAGGUUUCCAAUGCUGUAGAUUCUGAAAAAGUAUAAGACAUAUUCCAAAAAAGUUUCUGCUAUUCUUUUGUUUCUACUCUGUUUCUGAGUACAGAAUUACUCUAAUUUACAAUCUUUGAUCAGACAA
This is a messenger RNA of Camelina sativa (false flax), 1125 nucleotides long. RefSeq names its product protein BREAKING OF ASYMMETRY IN THE STOMATAL LINEAGE. Gene Ontology annotation, biological process: regulation of asymmetric cell division. The record is from RefSeq and is a predicted model, not a curated record. NCBI's taxonomy places the organism in Eukaryota, Viridiplantae, Streptophyta, Magnoliopsida, Brassicales, Brassicaceae.